CAUUCAAACCUUCCCUCUCCACACGCCACCACCACCUUCUUUCCUCCCGUCCGUACCACCUGCGCUGGUGCACGCGACGCCAAAGCUCUCGGCGGCGCGCCAUGGGCACUCUCGUCGGGCACGUCGCGCCGGGCGCCGGCUUCCUCCUCAUCGGCCUGUGGCAGCUGUUCAGCCACAUCCGCCUCUUCUUGCUGCGGCCGAGCUCGUACUCGGCGCCGGUCUGGUUCCCUGUGCGGGGCGUCCGGCACCUCGAGCUCAUACUGAUCAUCGUCGGCACGGUGAUCUCCAUCCUUAUGGAGCUGGUCAUCGGCCCGGAGAAGCACCAGCCAUUCGACGACGACGGCACCAUCCCGUCCAACCACCUCCACAACUUCGAGCACGCGUCCAUCUCGCUCGCGCUGCUCGUCUUCGCCGCGGUCACCAUCCACCUCGACCGGGUGCGGGCGCCGAUGCGGGACGCGGUGUCGCAGCUGGUGGCCGCCGCGGCGUUCGCGCAGCAGCUGCUCAUCUUCCACCUCCACUCGGCGGACCACAUGGGCGUGGAGGGGCAGUUCCACUGGCUGCUGCAGACGGUCAUCGCCGUCACGCUCGCCACCACGCUCCUCGGCAUCCCCUACCCGCGGAGCUUCACGGUGAGCCUGGUCCGGUCGGCGAGCCUCGCGUUCCAGGGCGUCUGGUUCAUCGUCAUGGGGAUCAUGCUCUGGACGCCCGCGCUCAUCCCCAAGGGAUGCUUCCUCAACCGCGAGGAAGGCCACGACGUCGUCCGGUGCCGCACGGACGAGGCGCUCGACCGCGCCAAGUCGCUCGUGAACCUGCAGUUCAGCUGGUACCUCACCGGCACCGUGGUUUUCGUCGUCCUGUUCUACCUCCAUAUGGCUAAGCUCUACCCGGAGGAGCCGCAGUACCUGCCGCUGGUAAAGGGAGGAGGCGGCGGCGGCGGCGGCGAAAGCGACAGCCGGUUCAGCAUCGGAGAUGAUCACGACGAGGAGGACGACCUCGAGGCCGCCAAGCGUGGCUUCGGGCACGUGGUGAGCGGCACAAAGCCUGUCGAAAUCGAGAGGUGAAACCGUAGCACCGUAAGGUUGGGAAAUGUUCUUUCUGUGAUUACAGUGUGAUUUGGCUUCAGUUUUUGUGGUGGAAAAUGUACAAUUAUAUUCUUUAGGGAACCGUGAAAAUUAAGAAGCGGUUUACAGUUGA
Panicum hallii is the source of this 1197-nucleotide messenger RNA. RefSeq names its product transmembrane protein 45B-like. The transcript has a single exon. The record is from RefSeq and is a predicted model, not a curated record. Lineage: Eukaryota; Viridiplantae; Streptophyta; Magnoliopsida; Poales; Poaceae. Bases 102 to 1064 code for a protein of 320 amino acids.